Molecule: messenger RNA, 927 nt
Organism: Raphanus sativus (radish)
Lineage: Eukaryota; Viridiplantae; Streptophyta; Magnoliopsida; Brassicales; Brassicaceae
Exons: 1
Coding region: 1-927 (308 amino acids)
Source: RefSeq, a predicted model, not a curated record
AUGGACAAAGCUUUAAUGGCACUGUCUUUGGAGGAAGAGGAUGUUCCGUUCGCUAUGCCUGAGCUUCCUGAGUUCAGCUCUGCUGAAGAAAAUAAACUGAGCCUGAUGGGUCGUCUGCUGAACCCUGAGAAACAGAAGAUGUCAUCUUUAAUCAUGAAGAUGCCGAGGAAAUGGCAAAAAGAAAGAAGAGUUCGAGGCAUUGCUCUGUCUCAAGAACGAUUCCAGUUCAUCUUCCAAAACGAGCAUGACCUCGUCGACGUUUUGGAAAGAGGAGUCCACACUUUCGAGGAGUGGGUCAUUGUGGUCGAGAGAUGGGUGGAGAACCCGCCUGAAGAUUAUCUUCAGUUCAUUCCGAUUUGGGUUCAAAUAAGGAACAUUCCCGUAGACUGCUACAACUCUGGUGCGUUGACAGCCCUUGGUGACCUGGUUGGGAAGACAGUGGUGGUUGCUUUUGAUCCUACCAAGCCAAUCACUCAAGAUUUCAUCAGGGUACUUGUCAAGUUUAAUGUGGCUCACCCCUUGCGUACGACUAAAGUUAUCACUGUCAAAGGAGCCCCUCAUGUCAUUUGCUUCAACUAUGAAAAGAUUCAGAAGCGUUGCUUUACUUGCCAGUGUCUCAACCAUGAGAAGGAUUUCUGUCCCUUAGAGGUUAAAAAGCGUCAGGAAGCCUCUAAAGCGCGAAGGGAUCUCGUGGCUGCUGAGCUGAAGAAGAAGGAGCUGGUGAUCAAGCAUAAUGAUAUACUUUUUGGUGUAUUGGAAGAAGAGCAAGUUGGGUUGGAUCCUGCUACAGGUCGUUACAAAAUUGCUAAUGAAGUACUCGAGGAGAUGAGGAGGUACUUGCGUGCAGACACUGGAGAAAAUCAUGCCACCAAGGUUGAUAAAGUUCAGUCGUCUGUUCACCUUGUGGAAAAGGAUCCCGUUGCUUAG